GACAACUCCUUACUUUUGUUCUACAUAAUAACAUUUGUUUGAUAUUGUUAGUUCGCACAGAUUUGAUGAUUUAAACGUUACCUUUGUUUCUCACAAAAGGGACAUGUUUAUUUUUUUUAAAAAAAUCUAGCUAGCACACAACAGUGUCUAUUAUUUCACACGUGGACAAGACUUAAAAACAAAACUGUUAUUAGGGUGGUCGUGACAGUCGUGUAAAAACUAAUAGAAACGUGUAGCCUUCGGUGGGUCCAUAUGUUACAGUAAGAUUGAAAGCUCUACGUUUUUAUGUAAUUUAUUGGAAAGUGGAAUGCAAGUUAUCAUUUUAAAGAGUUUAAGUUAGGCCUACUUCAUGGCUGAAGGCAAAGUAUAAAGUGAUGCGCCUCAUUUAAUCCUUUGCCGUGUUUUAUCGAAAGUGGAUGAAGCAGUUCCGCCGUUCCGCCUGACUAAACUGUCACACAUUUGCGAACUAUCCCUUUAACAAACAUUUCGAUCGCGCUUGUAACGUCGGUGCCAAGCACUGCCCCUUUUGUAGUGGUUACCGACGCGGUCGCUAGAGGGCGCAGCUGAGACGCGCGUUCAACAGGAAAUGUCUUCGCAAAACAAAGCUGGGUAAUGAUCGGCACGCACAGUAGUGACUGUUGGAUACAGGAUCAGUGCAAACACUCCGCUACUGCACAUUUACAGCAAGCUGGCAGCGAGCGGUGCCUGCGCUUCUUUCUACUAUGCUUUCCAUAAACUCUCAAAACGGAUACAACGUUGCCCGAUGCUUCUUGCUCUGGUCGCUUGUGCCACUCAUCGCUGCAAAGGGAAAUGAUGUGGAGAGUCCAACAAAGAUCCGUGACACUGACAAACCUCCCUCUGAGAGUCAACUCGACUUGAGAGAAGUGGUGUUUGUCAUCCAGAGCCAGAGGAACUCUUUCCAUGUGCGGCAGGCGGAGAAACUCAGAAAAGACCUUCUGAUGCAGACAAAAGCUCUCCAAGAGAGUCCCCCUGUCAUCCUGCUGCUGCACACGCUGUCAGACAAUGAGGGAGACUGGAGCAUUCUCCCACUACUGCCUUACUUGUCGUCACAGUUUGGCAAGAACUCAUCUUGGAUCAUGUUUAUAGAAGAAGACACCAGAGUGAAACUCCAAAAACUUCAUGAAGUUCUCAAAAAAUUUGACCGCAGAAAAGAGUGGUUUCUUGGCAAGCCUCUACAUGAUGAAGAGUCCACUAUCAUCCAUCAUUAUGCCUUCUCUGAGAACCCUGCGGCUUUCGAGUACCCAGACUUCUCUGCUGGAUGGGCCCUUAGCAUCCCUCUUGUCAACAGGUUGAGAAGCAAAAUAGAAGAGGAGCCAUUAAAAUCAGACUUCACCAUAGAUCUGAAACAUGAGGUGGCACUGUACAUCUGGGAGGACGGGAAGGGACUCCGACUGACAGGGGUUCCAGAGUUUUGCACAGUACCAGAACACAAUCCAAGAGCUCAAUACUGUGCCACCACUGUCAGCAACCAAUCACCACUGUGUGGCCAGCCUGUUAAAGGCGACAACAUCUUUGUAGCGGUGAAAACCUGCAAGAAAUUCCAUUCCGACAGAGUUCCCGUGGUGAAGAAAACAUGGGGUAAACAAGCAUCUCUGCUGGAGUAUUACAGCGAUUAUGCCGAUUCCUCUAUACCCACCAUUAAUCUAGGAGUGCCAAACACAGAGAGGGGUCACUGUGGGAAAACAUUUGCCAUCUUAAGGAGAUUUUUGAGCAGUCACGUGCCUAAUACCGAUUGGCUGUUGAUUGUAGAUGAUGAUACUAUUAUAAGCUUGCCCAGACUGCAGGCUUUGCUGAGCUGCUAUGACUCCAGUGAGCCGGUGUGUCUGGGAGAGCGCUAUGGGUAUGGACUAGGUCAGGGAGGAUACAGUUACAUCACUGGUGGUGGGGGGAUGGUGUUCAGUCGAGAGGCUGUGGUCCAGCUGUUGGCCAGCGGCUGUAAGUGCUACAGUAACGAUGCUCCUGAUGACAUGGUGUUGGGCAUGUGUCUCAACGCUCUACGAGUUCCUGUCACACACAGUCCCCUCUUCCACCAGGCUCGUCCAGAGGAUUACGCCAAGGAGUUUUUGGCCCACCAGACCCCCAUUUCCUUCCACAAACAUUGGAAUAUAGACCCUAUCGCGGUGUUCAACAAGUGGUUAAAAAACGACAAACACGCAGAAGGACUACAGAAAAGCACUAAGGAGGAAUUGUAGUGACUGUGUGUGUGUGUGUGUGUGUGUGUGUGUGUGUGUGUGUGUGUGUGUGUGUGUGAGAGAGUAGUAACGUGUGUGUGUGUGUGUGUCUGGUCUGCGUCAUCAUUGUGCGUCCUUCAUUUUUCUCAUGUUUUCUAUAUAGUGAAUCUUGCACAAACGUGAAUGGAAGGGUGCCUUCUGGUCUGUAUGAAUGCCCUUGACCGUAUUUUCUUGGGAGCUGCAUGUCUUAAAUGUUUGUUGGAGACAUAUUUAUAUUACACGAUUAUCACAACCUGCUCAAGGUUAUUUGUAGGUUUAUUUUUAAACACUUUUGUUUUCUAAAAGAAUGGAAUUGUGAAUUAUAAUAUUGGAAUUUACGAUAAACUCUGAAUCCCGUUGCCUUAAACCUGUUUUUGCAGUGUCCUGAUUUCAGUAUUAAACACAGAAACCAGCUGCAUCUCAUGACGAAUGAGACUGUCGUGAA
This is a messenger RNA of Puntigrus tetrazona (Sumatra barb), 2676 nucleotides long. RefSeq names its product beta 3-glucosyltransferase a (gene b3glcta). The transcript has 15 exons. The record is from RefSeq and is a predicted model, not a curated record. Gene Ontology annotation, molecular function: acetylglucosaminyltransferase activity. Gene Ontology annotation, cellular component: membrane. Lineage: Eukaryota; Metazoa; Chordata; Actinopteri; Cypriniformes; Cyprinidae. Bases 723 to 2213 code for a protein of 496 amino acids.